AUGAACCGCGAAGGCUAUGUUGAAUAUUCCGACUGGCGGCCGAUGAUUUUCGAGGCAUUUUUGUGGAAAGUUAUGGUUACCCGAAUCUUCAACAAUUUCUGGUGGGCAGGCAUAAUUGGCACGCCCAUGACCAAAGUUUAUGCGUCCAUGAGUCAGAGCUUCAGUUCAAACGCGGCCGAUAUUCUGAUCUUCCAGAUUGCCAGCUACGAUGAUAACUUCGAGAACCUCGUGGGCCAAAUCCGCGAUGCGAUUAAUCCAUACCGCAUUUCGAAACCUGGUGGCCUGACGAAAGCGAUCCGCGAUGUCCUAGUUGAGGCGAUCGCGCUGGACGAAGAGCUCAGCCGGCCGCUGGCCCAGUUUAAGUGGGACUUCCCCGAGCAUGGAGAAGAAUUCGACGCCGGACGGAUGCAAGCAGCAGAUGUAGACGCCUCAAAUAUGAAGGGUCCCAUCAGCAUCGUCAUUUGUCCGGGGAUCAAGAAAAGGGGACGAUCCGGGGACUUCGAGAAAGAGGAUAUACUCCUCACCAGCAAGGUCUCUUGUGCCGCUCCAAUUAGUGCGCUAUCUGAGAGCUAUGGGAGUUUCCAAUGCCUUUGCAACCGAUUGAAGAUCCCUGUAUACAAUGAGUUUGACCCAUCUUUGGAGAGACUACAAAGGUAUUGUUAUGCUCGUCUUUAA
This is a messenger RNA of Penicillium samsonianum, 675 nucleotides long. RefSeq lists its product as uncharacterized. The coding region runs from base 1 to 675 and encodes 224 amino acids. NCBI's taxonomy places the organism in Eukaryota, Fungi, Ascomycota, Eurotiomycetes, Eurotiales, Aspergillaceae. The record is from RefSeq and is a predicted model, not a curated record. The transcript is spliced from 3 exons.